AUGGCUGCUUCGACGCAAUUAAAGUACAUUGAUAUCGGUAUCAACUUCACCGAUCCCAUCUUCAGGGGUGAAUACCACGGCACCCAACGUCACGAAAAUGAUUUUGAAGAUGUUAUUCAGAGAGCGGUCGACGCUGGUUGCAAGAAGUUUAUGGUAACAGGAUCUGAUCUCGAAGAAUCAAAGCACGCUAUCGAGAUAGCAAAAGCUCAUCCAGGCCUCUGCUAUGCUACUGUAGGCGUACAUCCUUGCUCGGCAAACCAUUUUGACAAGCAUCCCGGCGGUGCAUCAGAGCUUCUCUCUGCGCUCAAAACUCUAGCCAUUGAAGCCAAGGAAGCAGGUCACGCAGUUGCUUUUGGAGAGAUAGGCCUCGAUUACGACCGACUUUUUCUGACGGCAAAGGAGCCACAGCUCAAGUACUUUGAGGCGCAACUGGAGAUUGCGGUGGAAGUGCAGCUACCACUCUUCCUACACUCGCGUGCUGCAAGUGAGGAUUUUGAGAGGUUAUUGACUGCGAAGCUUGAUCAGCUACCCAAGAGAGGUCUCGUACACAGCUUUACUGGGACUGCAGAAGAGAUGCAGCGCCUCGUGGAUCUAGGCUUUGAUAUUGGCGUUAAUGGCUGCAGCAUGAAGACGGAUGAGAAUAUUGCAGUCGUGAAACAGAUACCGCUCGAGCGCCUACAGAUUGAAACAGACGGGCCAUGGUGCGAGAUGCGGCCCAGUCACGCAUCAGCCAAGUUCCUCACAGAUGCUCCGCCUUUACCAAAGGCUGUCAAAAAGGAGAAGUGGGCUAAAGGUAUGAUGGUAAAGGGGCGAAAUGAGCCAGCUACAAUUCCACAUGUCGCGUAUGCCAUUGCAAAGAUUAAGGAAAUCAGUGUGGAGAAGGUUUGUGAUGCUGCUUGGAAGAACUCAGUCAAGAUGUUUGGGUUGGGGGAGGCGGUGUAA
Bipolaris zeicola 26-R-13 is the source of this 942-nucleotide messenger RNA. RefSeq lists its product as uncharacterized. Gene Ontology annotation, cellular component: cytosol. Lineage: Eukaryota; Fungi; Ascomycota; Dothideomycetes; Pleosporales; Pleosporaceae. The transcript has 4 exons. Bases 1 to 942 code for a protein of 313 amino acids. Gene Ontology annotation, molecular function: 3'-5'-DNA exonuclease activity. The record is from RefSeq and is a predicted model, not a curated record.